AUGGUGGGAACAACAAACGCUGCCAAUGCGGCCAAAGCAGCCGCUGCAAAGAUGCACCGUCGCUCACGGACAGGUUGCUUCACAUGUCGAUUGAGGCGAAAGAAGUGCGACGAAGCGAAGCCUUCGUGUCGCGCAUGCAAGCACCUUGGACUGCAAUGUGAAUAUAAAAGACCCAUGUGGUGGAGCAGCAGCGAAACAAGGAAGGGCCAGAAAGAGCGCAUCAAGAACAUUAUCAAACGCACAAAGCUUCAAGAAAAGAGCCAACAGGGCAUUGCGAUGAGCGCAACAACGCCACCCGGGCUAUGCCACUCUCUACCGACUUCCGAUACUUAUUCGGACGGGAUCGGAUGCACCCGUGCACCGUCGGUCGACUCCCAGAAUUCGUUGGAUUACAACUUCAACGCCGUCUCUACUCCUGGACUGUAUGAUUCGAUGUCGAUGCCGCCGCCCAUGUUCGCUCCCUCGUUCCACCAUGCUGGACAGUUUGCCCCCUACGAGGUUGAUAUCAAGACGGAAAGCCAGCUGUUCAUUGACGACAUCCCGACGCGAAGAGAUUCCACCAUUUCAACAUUCAGCACAUACCAAACACCCCCCGUUACCGGUCAAUCGUUUCCAACAGAUAACUGGAUACAACAAGAUUAUUUCGAAAGUCGCCGAGAGUCGUUUGCAGAGGAGCCUCUAGAUUUCCAAGUUUUCGAUUUCCCUCACCAGUCCUUCAGCCCGUCGCAUCAAGCUGUCAUCCCCGUGGAUGAAUGCGACCAGUACCUGCUCAAUCACUUCAUCGAAAACGUUGUACGGCUAGUUUUCCCAAUCCUCGAAGUGAAUCAACACGGUUCGGCACGUUCAGAUAUCAUACUUCCUGCAUUGGCGACCAACAAGACCUAUCUUCAUAGCUGCUUGAGCGUUGCUGCCGAGCACCUCAAGGCUACCGAGCGCAUCCAGGGUGAACAAAUCGAUCGGGACAUUAUGAAUCAUCGCUAUGAGGCGAUCAAGGAGCUCUGUGAAGCUUUCCAGCGCGACACAGACCACGCACAGACCCUUGAGGCUACGCUAGGCAUGAUCCUCUUUCAGUGCUCGGUCGGUCGCGCAGACGAUAGUCCCUCGGCGGAGGCCGUGGGCGAUGCCAUUGAUGUCAAAUGGCACUCACAUUUCCUAGCCACCACUCAACUUGCGCAGAGACUUGAGCUCCCAGCUCAGCUUGUCGCUUUGAACGGCCAGCCACACGCACAGCCGCCUUUCAACAUGACCCUCACAUCCUGGAUCGACGUCCUCGGUGCGACUAUGCUCGGCCGAACUCCAGUGUUUGCGGACACGUACCGAGAAAAGUUGAUCGCAGAUUCACCAUCUGGUCUCGCAGAACUCAUGGGAUGCGAUGACAGGAUCAUGUACCUGAUCUCCGAGAUUGCAUGCCUCGAGGCGUUGAAGAUGGACCACAUGGAUGAGGUGCAGCUUUGCGCUCACAUCAAGCACGUUGGUGACCAGAUUAGCCUCUCGGAGCCGCCGCCAGGGACUGUGAGGAAUCCUUAUUCUUCGACUGGUGCCAUACGACCAAAGCAGCUCAGUACGAACCUGACGGCUGUAUUCCGUUUGGCUGCCCGCAUCUACCUCUGCAGCUUGGUGCCGAACUUCGAUCGCACUCAAGGAAGCGUAAUAGCGAACAUGGUGAAUGCUUUAAGUGAUACCAUGGAGUACAUUCCAGCGGGUCCUGAUGGAUUCGAUACUUCCCUGGUGUGGCCACUCCUGAUUGCCGGCUCUGUGUCGCUACCCAAUUCGCCUUUCCGCACAAUGUUUUUUGAACGAGCCAACCGAUUGGGCGAGGCCUCGGACUUUGGUUCGUUUGGCAGGAUGAAAGAGUUGCUCAAGGAAGUAUGGCGCGUCAACGACGACGCCCUUGCGAACGGCGACAAACAGUGUGUUCACUGGCGGGACACGAUGCGACAAAAGGGCUGGGAUUUCCUGUUGAUCUAG
Molecule: messenger RNA, 1968 nt
Organism: Didymosphaeria variabile
Lineage: Eukaryota; Fungi; Ascomycota; Dothideomycetes; Pleosporales; Didymosphaeriaceae
Gene: UME6
Product: DNA-binding transcriptional regulator ume6
Exons: 2
Coding region: 1-1968 (655 amino acids)
Biological process (GO): positive regulation of transcription by RNA polymerase II
Cellular component (GO): nucleus
Molecular function (GO): DNA-binding transcription factor activity, RNA polymerase II-specific; zinc ion binding; transcription cis-regulatory region binding
Source: RefSeq, a predicted model, not a curated record